This is a messenger RNA of Cooperia oncophora, 651 nucleotides long. The record is from the annotation of a GenBank genome assembly. Lineage: Eukaryota; Metazoa; Nematoda; Chromadorea; Rhabditida; Trichostrongylidae.
AUGCAAGAUCUAAAUAGAGGGGGUACCCUCUUUCCGAGCACAUCGCAAACGUCCGUGCUGAAAGACAUGGAUCUGGUGAACUGGCUGGAAAAGAAGCUCAGUGACGCUGGAGUUUGGUCAGGGCGCAUGACUGCUUCUAUGUUAUCCAGAGAAAUGCUUGAAGAGUUAGAAACUUGCUUUCAAGCUAUUGAUGUCCAAACGAAGCUUAAAAUCAUUUCUUGCAUUCCUCACAUGAAUCCACGAAAACUGAGCAUGGUUCACGCUGCUCUGCUUACAUUACUCGAUUUAGCUAGUAAAGAUGCUGAUGAUUGGGUUGAAACAAUUGCGGACAUGUACAGGGAUAUGCCUUCAACUGGAGUGAUCAUACCUGUCUGUACUAACAAAGACUCCCAUUUUGCGAAGACUCUAGAUGAUCUGACAAAAUGCUUCCAAGGGCAUCUUGAAAAUGGCGAUCUGAAAUUAACGCCUGAAGGACACAAUAUCGUCAGUAACUCAGUUAACAAGACUAGCUUCGGUCCUUCUCCGGAAAUGCAAAAAUCUUUUAUUCUUCGCAAGAAGCCGAAGUCCUUUAACCUCAUGAACGAUAUGAUGAAGCGUGAGUUUGCCCUUCAUUUUUUAUUAGCUGGGUUUCUUUUUUGUUUACCUCGCUGA